AUGUUCCGCCGUCUUGCUCUGCAGGGUGUCGCCGGCCGCCGUGCCGCGUGCUCGGGUGCUCGCACGUACUUCUAUGCGAACUGCGGUGAGACCGGCAUCAGCGGUGCGACGAUGCAGGCGCUGCUCAAGCUCACCGUGGCCUGCUGCGUAGUGCAGAUCUGUGCGAUUCGCUACUUCGUGUUUCAGCGCCUGACGACCAAGAACCAGUUUGUCGAGGACUCCACAGAUCUGUGGGAGAACGACGGCACUGAGAUGGAGGGCGAGGAGGCUGUGGCCAACCUCCGCAUCCAACACGAGCGCAUCAUGCCGUUCAUGAACGACAUCAAGGACAAGCUGGACGCGCAGGCUUAA
This is a messenger RNA of Leishmania mexicana MHOM/GT/2001/U1103, 351 nucleotides long. RefSeq lists its product as hypothetical. Lineage: Eukaryota; Euglenozoa; Kinetoplastea; Trypanosomatida; Trypanosomatidae. The transcript has a single exon. The record is from RefSeq and is a predicted model, not a curated record. The coding region runs from base 1 to 351 and encodes 116 amino acids.